AGCUGAGCACUGAGCAGUCACUCGUUUGCAGCUCGAACUCAUCGACGCAAUGGCUCCGAAAGCAAGUGGAAAGGCAGUGAAGAAAGCGGGCAAGGCCCAGAAGAACAUCACCAAGGGUGACAAGAAGAAGAAGCGCAGGAGGAAGGAAUCCUACGCCAUCUACAUCUACAAAGUCUUGAAACAGGUGCACCCCGAUACCGGAGUCUCCUCCAAGGCUAUGUCCAUCAUGAACUCCUUCGUCAACGACAUCUUCGAACGCAUCGCCGCCGAAGCCAGCCGUCUCUCCCACUACAACAAGAGGUCUACCAUCACCUCCCGGGAAAUCCAGACCGCCGUCAGGCUUCUCCUCCCCGGAGAAUUGGCUAAGCACGCCGUCUCUGAAGGAACCAAGGCUGUCACCAAGUACACCAGCUCGAAGUAGAUCUUCUCUUCACCUGGCUCCACACUUUAAAACGGCCCUUUUCAGGGCCACCAAACUUACGAGCACUACAUAAGAAUGAGGAGACUGGUUGAAUCCCUUGUUCCCCAAAAGUCCCAGAAGCACCAACACCUCCUUUUAUUCGGAAUUUGAUUUGAAUAAAGCACAGGUAACGGUCGAGUGGGGCGGAAUGUUUCAUAUCAUACCUAAGGCAACAGCUACUUAGGCCAUUAAUUAAACUGGCGUUUUCUCCCGA
Bemisia tabaci is the source of this 674-nucleotide messenger RNA. Its product is annotated as histone H2B. Gene Ontology annotation, cellular component: nucleosome. The record is from RefSeq and is a predicted model, not a curated record. NCBI's taxonomy places the organism in Eukaryota, Metazoa, Arthropoda, Insecta, Hemiptera, Aleyrodidae. Gene Ontology annotation, molecular function: protein heterodimerization activity; structural constituent of chromatin; DNA binding.